Molecule: messenger RNA, 5661 nt
Organism: Aedes aegypti (yellow fever mosquito)
Lineage: Eukaryota; Metazoa; Arthropoda; Insecta; Diptera; Culicidae
Exons: 7
Coding region: 912-4736 (1274 amino acids)
Source: RefSeq, a predicted model, not a curated record
GACUUUGAACGUUACAGGAUCACAAGGACGGUUUCGCUCCGCAUUUUCCGAGUGUGUAACGCGUGGUGUUUUCUGAUGGUUAAUUUUUCCUUCUUCGAUAUUUGUGUUCCGGAACCCGCACGUGUAAAUAAAGAGGAUGAUUCCGUUGUGCGACGGGCUGGUCCUCGGUGGAGUAGUGAUGGUGACAGAUGAAAAGCGGAUCUUGACAUGAAUGAUGAUGAUAUGAUUAUGGAAUUGUUGACAUAGAUUUUAUUACGCUGGUCAUUGGAGUGAGAGUUCUGGGUGCUGGCCAGAAUCGGGAAAACAGAGCCAUUGUUGGGUGGGUCGAUGAUCCUUCUGUGGUUCCUGGAAGAAGUGAAUGUCCCCAGAACAUGUGAGAAGUGAUUCCACGUGAAACGAGUGGGUCCCUGUGCUUUUGUUGAAAAAUCGUUCCCAACUGGUGCUGGGUUUUCGUUGGGGUGUUGUGGAAAUGUAUCCCGUAUCACGUUGACAUAUGUGAAAUGUUUGGCGGCACAUGUGUGUCCAAUGAAAAAAACCGUUACGCUUUGCAGCCUACGGAAAUAGGUCCUCAUUAAGGGGUUGCGUUGUGCAGAGGUACAUCUACCGUCAAACAAGUUCAUGAUUAAUGUGCCGGAAAAAGGUUCCCGGAAGCGCAGUAGCAAGGAUUGAGCAAAAAUUGCAGCUCGAAAGAACGGAAGUGUGUAUUGCCAUUUGUUAGCACCACUGCCAGCGUAGCCGCGAAAGAAUAGUGCGAAGUGGGAGGAAAUCGUUUCUGCUGGAUCGAGUGCAAAUUCAGUGGAACACUGGUUCGGCGGGAAGGUUCUUCGGCAACUUUCUGAGAGGAAUAUAAAUGGCACAUUGUAGUACUCUAUUACAGUUCGGUUGAUAUUGAUCCCUACCAAUCAGAGAAAAUGAACCAAUCACGCCCGUUUCGCAAACCGCCGGACGUAGAGGAAGCGCUAUCCUCCAUGCUGUGGACGCCGUAUGACAAUAAUGCCUCCGAUUCCGAUUCCUCAGUCGAAGAUGGAGCUCCUCCGUCGUUGAUGGACCGCCUGUCUAUGACCCCAGGGCGAUUCAAUAACAGCAACAGCAUCACAAAUAACAAUCAUCUCCAAUCGUCGUCAUCGUCGUCGAUAAAACGGAGCUUUUCCGAAUGGAACUACCGCAGUUUCGAUGACGGUACGAAGGCAGGAACUCUUCACCCGCGUGAAACUGUAGCCAGUAAUCGUUACAGCUACCCAUACUAUGGCUUCCAACCGGCUGUGGCGGCGGGGGCCAAUGCUUAUUGGAAUAGUAAUAAUAUUUACCCUAAUGGCUACCCAGCACCGAUAACUGCAGCGACGGCGACGGCGACGACGACAACAACAACCAUUUACCCGGUUUUGCCAUCCCAUCCCUUGCCACCGUCCCUCCUCGAUUGGAAGCAAAUCCGCUCAACUGCAACCGGAAUCUAUCAACCACCGGCAGCGCCUUCGUCAAUGGUGGUUCCUACGAUGACCGCUACCACCACCACUUCGCUAUUUCCGCUCAGUUUGCUCAGCAUGGACUCGAUUCCGUUAGCCGGCGUUCCUUCUGCCGCUUAUGGCUUCUGCGAGGAUGAUCUGAUUAACUCCAACAUGACGAUUGGCGUCAACGACACCUUUGGCGAUUAUCAGGUUUAUCCCAUUACACCGGUCGCUUCAAUGGCUGUUGGUGCUAGUUGUGGUGGUGCUUACCUGAGCCACCCGAAUGGCACAAGACAACAACCAUCGAGCAUGUCUUCGUCAUCCUCUGCGGCAUCAGGUUACGGCCUGUCGAACGAUGGAAACAACAAUUCCAACAACGUCCACCAGAUCGACGACUACCACAGUGACAAUAGCACCAGUCUGUGCAGAAUUUCCGCAAUGCUUAAGCCAGUCAUGCGCAGCACCAGUACUCACAGCGGCAACGUCGGAGACCUACAUUUGUCAAAAGAUCAGCAGCAACGACCGCAGCAUAGCAGCAUAGAGAAUGCAACUGGUUCAUGUUCCGCCAUCGCAGGCAGUAUGACAACGAAUGAAUCCUAUGUUGGAUGCAGGCCGGAUGAACGUUCAAAGCGGAAUGGGCAAAGCAUAAGCCCGUUUAACGGCUACCACCACGAGCACAUGGUAGGCUGUGAGGGUGAAGCAGCUGAUGAUGAACAACAUCGCGAGGGAAGGGCGAACGCAAUCGAGACUCCGCCGAGUGGAUUCGAUCGUGCCGCGUUUAGUAGUGUGCGGAUAGUGAACGGAGCAACAUACGCGUACGGUGAUCUUUUCGCGUCGGAACGUCGUUUGAUCGCUGCGACCGACCGACAGACGAUCGAGCGGUUUUCUAGUUCUAGUGAUAACAACAGUGCUCCAAAUAGCAACAAUCGAGGAUCUAGCAGGGCAUUGGAUAAUCUACGUGGAUUUGGUCGCAGCGUGCGGGAUCGGUUCGUCGAUAUCAUGCGGCUUAAUGUGCCAGCGGCCCCCGAGGGCAGCCGGACCAGUGUUUAUAUUCCGUCCUCCGAAGGGAUGGCCUCGGUUAUGGAAAGUGCAAUUUCAAGCGAGGGUGGACCUCGACCUACCUUAACCAUUCAAGUGAAUUGUGUCGAUACAAAUAAUGAGGUGCAGAAUGAUGUUGUAAAUAAUGUGUCAUCUGGGGUGAGCAUCGUCAAUUGCUACCGAGAAACGCCCAGAAGUGCUGCCGAAUGUUCCAGUGAUAAAGAUAGUGGAGAAGCUGCCAUGGAAAGUCAAUUCAACCCCAGUGAUCUGAACAGUGCUAAUUUGAAUCCUACGGUUAUCGAUAAAAAUCAUGUAAAUAUCAGUGCAAAUGCAGAGCAAAUGGUUCAUGUUUCUAACACAGUAGUGCAAAAUGGUUCCAACGAUCCUACUCUGAUCGAGAAUAGUUAUGGCAAGAAGAUUAGUGCUAUCAAUCAAACUACCCCUCAGUACCCACAGCAAACGGAUAUAGAUCGGAUCGAACCGGCCAACAAUCGUACCUUCACAUCCACCGAAGCCCAAACCGAUGAUCCCCCUGUCCCUAUCCCUCACGAAGUGGCACCCCCUUACAUCCAUCCAGCCCCUAUGAUGCCACCACCCCUCCUUCUGUCUCCCCCUCCCGGAUCGGAGUUUAGCACCCGUGAGCAUCGUCGUCGGGAGCGUCGCGAGAGGCGUCAGGCGCGCAACCGGAUGCAACAUGUGCACCCGAUGGACCAACCGCCGCCACCGCCUCCGACCAUGCUGCGGCCACCGCCGAUCGAAAUCAUCCCGGAUAUACUGCACAGCCAUCUGCCGCCUCCGUACACGACCCUGCCGAUGGGGGCCACGGUUCUGGCUGCACCGCCAGCGAUCUUGCCAGCCGUGGUUCACCCGGCAGCAGCGGUGCAUCAUCGGGCUGCGGGGCCGGUUGGGGCCGAGGACUGCCGAUACUCGUUCCCGAUCCCGAUUAUGAGAAGCUCACCAUCAGAACGCUCGCGGAAAGGCUGCUGCGGUCAUUGGUUCGCCGGGCCACCACUGAGGGCGCUCAUCGCAGUGGUGGCCCUGGGCGGCGUGGCGUGCGCUCUUGGGGGUGCUGCUCUCGGGGCGACGGGACUUGCCGGCUCACCUACCUCACAUCUGACGGCGGCCUUACUUAUGAUUGGCGUUGGAGUCAUUCUAGUGACCGUUAGUGGUGCUGCCUGGCGAAUGACGGCUCCCGGUGCUCCGCCAUGUCUUGGGCUUGGUUCCACCGUGGAUCUGGGACGAUGUUCGCGAAGACCUUGUGGACGUAAUGGAAGCACACCCCACGGACUGUUGUAUCCCGAGUUUCAGCAUCGGCCACCUCCGCCAUCCUAUCAGGCCAGCAUGCAGGAGUACAGAUUGAGGCUUCUUCUACUAGAUCGAGAUCGUCAAUCUGGAAGAAUGCGCAGCACAGCAUCGCCACCGCCCACCUACCGGUCCAACGUUGGGAGUCUAUUGAGAAUCCCCCUCACCUCGAGGUACAACACCAGCAAUGGCAACGGUGCCACUAGCGGCGGCAGCAGUACCAGCAUAUUCGGCGGCAUCAGCGGCAUAAUCAGUGGCGCCAUGGGAAGCAGCAGCAACAGUAUCAACGGAAUAGCUACGCAAUCGCAUCCCGCCGGCCCUGUGGACAGUUCGACGCCCACGACUUCGCUCCUGUCGGACCCAGCUGGUGCACCGCCGCCAACUUAUCGCACCAUUGACCGCAGGAAUUCAUCAACGUCGAUAGAAGCCGGGACAACAACGGCAACGGGUGACUAUCAGGUGCAGGUUCAGAAACCACCCCCAGAACCGACUUCGACAACGACGCCAACUGGUGACAGCAUCGGCACAACCACCGUGGCCACUGUCGAGGGUGGUGUCAGUCUAAUAAAUGAUGAUAAUACCUUGCCAACGAGGAAAACCGGAACGGGAACCGGAAGUGCGCCUUCGAUUAUUAAAAUAGACGACGGUAAAUCAACAGCUGCUACCGCAGUUGGAUCAAGUCCGAUGACGUCCGACCAAGCACCACCGCAUAAACAACAACGAAAUUCAAUUACCAGCGAAAUAAUUGAAAACGAUAGUAAGAGAACCCGCGAAAACGUUGCAAACAAGGACCUGGUUACGAUUGUUACCAUUUCCGGGACGCUAGAGCAAAAGCAGCCGAAUUUGAAUAAAUCCCAACCACCACCGGAUGCACCGGACAGUAAAAAAGGAGCAAAAAGCAAAAGCAGCAAACACGAUGCUGCUGGUGCUGCAUCUCCGGGGAAGUUAUAGUUGCGGGGUCACUGCGGCGAGAUACAAUUUUGACCGUACCGCUGGAUUACCUAGCCGGGCCUGAGGCUUGCUUUGGCCGCCGCCGAAAGAACGUACACCAGAACGUAUCGAUAUAUGGAGCGACAUUUUAGUUACAAAAAAGAAAAAAAAACCUACGCCAUGGAAGUCUAGUUUUGCUACGAAUAUUACAUAUAUUUUUUUUCUGUUUUCGAAAACCGCUUUUGGGUCGGGAGAUGGAUGUGAUUGUGUGGUUUCGGGACCGGGUUAUUUUGAAUGACGAUUAGGAUAUAGGGCUUUUGAAAUGGAUUUAUGUCACGAAGAUGAAACUAAUCUAAUCUAAACUAGAUAUGAAUCUUUUAUGUGGGUCACUAUUUUCUAAAGGAUUCUGCUCACCCAUGAAUGCUCCUAAAAUGGUCAAACACAGUGAAAUAAAUUUUGAAACGUCGAUGUGAAGUAUACUUAACAUCGAAUACUUUAGGUCAACACUUCGGAUCCGAUGAGCCAUCGGAGAACGUUUAUGAGGAAUACCGGAAAGCACCAAUGAUACAAAACAUUUUUUUUUAUUUCACUUGUUUAAAAAAGUUGCAAACAAAACAAAAAAAACAAAAGUUUCCAGAAUGACGAGUAUAGUAAUACGGGGUAACAUUGACCUCUCCUAGUAAAGGUAUGAACCAAAUAUAUAAAAAUAAAAUAUUUUCAAUGUAUGAAUGUUGCUUCUCUUACUUAUAUUCAUGAAUUAACAAAAAAUAAGCUUUCUGUAAUCAUUGUGUUUUGUUAAUGCGUAAAUUUAUCAACUUUUCGAAACAGUGAUUUCCAUGAUUUUGGAUUACAUGGCCAAAAAAUCAUGCUUCACUUUGUGUUCAGCAAAUACAAAAUGUGGGCAAGUUAAAUAUGGUUUUCUCUAACAUUGCUUAAAAUCAUUCCU